GAAGCCACUGUCAGCUUCCCCUCUGAGUGGGCAAUAAAAAACACUACCCGCUCUUUUGUCUCUCUCACUGGUAAUUUACUCCAGCUCUCAGCAUCACACAGGCUUACCUCUCUGAAGAGAUCGACAGAGCCUCAGCAUGGUGUCUGCUGGAAGACAGAUUCUGGGUUUGGCCCUGGCCAUCAUCGGCUUUCUGGGGAGCAUCAUCAUCUGCAUUCUCCCCACCUGGAAAGUCACAGCCUUCAUUGGUGCCAACAUCGUCACUUCUCAGGUGAUCUGGGAGGGUUUGUGGAUGAACUGUGUGACCCAGAGUACUGGCCAGAUGCAAUGCAAAGUCUAUGACUCUCUCCUCAUCUUACCUCAAGACCUGCAGGCUGCCAGAGCACUCAUCAUCAUUGCCAUCAUCGCUGGGGUCUUUGGGAUCAUUCUUGCCGUGGUUGGGGGCAAGUGCACCAACUUUGUGGAGGACGAAAGGCAAAAGAGCAAAGUGGCCAUCGCUUCUGGAGUGAUCUUCAUCAUUGCAGGCCUCUUGGUGCUUAUCCCCGUCUGCUGGACCACCAACACCAUAGUUCGUGAUUUCUACAACCCUAUCAUGACUGACGCUCAGAGGAGGGAGCUGGGGGCCUCGCUCUACAUUGGCUGGGGCUGCGCGGGGCUGCUGUUCCUUGGUGGGGGCCUCCUCUGCUGCUCCUCUCCCCCCAGAGAUGAGAACAACUAUGAUGUGAAGUACGCCAAGGCUCACUCUAUAGAGAGCAGCAGGGCCUACGUUUAGAUCUUCAGCGGGAAGCAGAACUGGGCAGUCUGUUGGAAGGACAUAAGACAAAGAGUUUCUGAAAGCUUCACCUUCUGUUUGUCCCAUGAAGAUGCAGAAUGAAAACGAGUGUCUAUAAUGUGGUUAAGGUAGAUGGAGCUUUUGCAGUAUGAGCGUAUAACUCAGGCAUGUGUUUUAGUCUUAAAAACAUCCUUAAGAAUCAUAUAUGUUGUAAAAUGUUUUUAAAUUUUCUAUAUGUGAACAUACAAUGUUUUUGUAUUUUACACCAUUACAGACACAUAUUUCACAUAGUUUUCCUGUCUUUAUUUAUGUUGUCGUUUACUCCCACAUCCUCACACACUCUCUAUGAUGUGUGUUAAAAAUUGCUAUAUAUGAAACACGUUGUAUAUUUAUUUGAAAUCUGCCUGUGAAGUUACUGUUUUCUGUCUAAGCCUACUCUUUCUCAAUCAAACUAGAUUUACACCAGCUGUUUGAAUCGAAUUUUCUUCUGAUUUUGUUUGAUUGAUGUUUUUCUCUGUAUUAUUGCCUGCCAUUAAAAUGUAGGUCAUUUGUAAGACAAAUAUUAGUGAGCAUGUGAGAUUUUUAUCUCGUCAUGACGGUUUUUAUUUUUUCAAGGGGAAGAAGAGUUACAGUGAUGACAAAUGACAAAAAAAACUCGCUGAACAGUGGAUCUGGUUUUUCAAGCGUACAUGAAAGAAUCCUUACAAACAGGUUGUGUAACAGGGUGUCCUAUCUGCCAAAGAAACAUUACUAAAUAAACAAGAGAUUGAACCAUAA
Siniperca chuatsi (mandarin fish) is the source of this 1546-nucleotide messenger RNA. Its product is annotated as claudin-4-like. The record is from RefSeq and is a predicted model, not a curated record. The transcript has a single exon. The coding region runs from base 137 to 769 and encodes 210 amino acids. Gene Ontology annotation, cellular component: bicellular tight junction; plasma membrane. Gene Ontology annotation, molecular function: structural molecule activity. Gene Ontology annotation, biological process: bicellular tight junction assembly; cell adhesion. NCBI's taxonomy places the organism in Eukaryota, Metazoa, Chordata, Actinopteri, Centrarchiformes, Sinipercidae.